This is a messenger RNA of Cucurbita moschata (crookneck pumpkin), 941 nucleotides long. RefSeq names its product 40S ribosomal protein S5. The record is from RefSeq and is a predicted model, not a curated record. Gene Ontology annotation, biological process: translation; ribosomal small subunit assembly. NCBI's taxonomy places the organism in Eukaryota, Viridiplantae, Streptophyta, Magnoliopsida, Cucurbitales, Cucurbitaceae. Gene Ontology annotation, molecular function: structural constituent of ribosome; rRNA binding; mRNA binding. Gene Ontology annotation, cellular component: cytosolic small ribosomal subunit; ribosome. The transcript has 2 exons. The coding region runs from base 113 to 736 and encodes 207 amino acids.
UUUGUAGCUCAUUCCGCAACCCUAAAACCUUCCGUCCAGUCCUCACUCACUCUCGCUCUAUCCUCUCGUAGUUGCCGUUUCCUUCGCUCCUUUGCAGCUAUACUACGGAACCAUGGCUGUUGAAGUUGAUGUGGUAAACCAGGAACUGACCCAGCCUCAUCAUGAUGUGAAGCUGUUUAACCGGUGGACCUUCGAUGACGUCCAUGUGAAUGAUAUGUCUCUGGGUGAUUACAUUGGGGUUGCUCCUUCCAAGCAUGCCACCUAUGUCCCCCACACAGCUGGGAGGUACUCUGUCAAGCGGUUCCGAAAAGCUCAGUGCCCAAUUGUGGAAAGGCUCACAAAUUCUCUUAUGAUGCACGGUAGAAACAAUGGGAAGAAGCUUAUGGCUGUCAGGAUUAUUAAACACGCAAUGGAGAUCAUUCAUCUUCUAACUGAUCUCAACCCAAUUCAAGUCAUUGUUGAUGCUGUUGUUAACAGUGGACCACGUGAAGACGCCACUCGAAUCGGUUCAGCUGGUGUCGUUAGGCGUCAAGCUGUGGAUAUAUCCCCUCUGCGACGCGUUAACCAGGCAAUCUAUCUUCUUACGACAGGAGCUCGUGAGGCUGCCUUCAGAAAUAUCAAAACCAUUGCAGAAUGCUUGGCUGAUGAACUUAUUAACGCAGCAAAGGGUUCAUCUAACAGUUAUGCCAUCAAGAAAAAGGAUGAGGUCGAGAGAGUCGCAAAAGCUAAUCGUUGAGGUUAUUUCUCAGUGUUCGUUCUACGUUGGCACAGCAAGAGUUUUUCUCCUUUUCUUGUGUUUACAUUCUUCUAAUGAAAACACUAUAGCCUAACGUGUUCUGUUUUGUUUUUUUUUUUUUUAUGGUUGUCGCGACAAUUCAUCUCUAUUUGGUUUUAGACUUGAAAGUUUUGAUAUCAAUGCCCCUUUCAUUAGAACAAGCAAA